Nothobranchius furzeri (turquoise killifish) is the source of this 914-nucleotide messenger RNA. RefSeq names its product MCTS1 re-initiation and release factor (gene mcts1). NCBI's taxonomy places the organism in Eukaryota, Metazoa, Chordata, Actinopteri, Cyprinodontiformes, Nothobranchiidae. The record is from RefSeq and is a predicted model, not a curated record. Gene Ontology annotation, biological process: formation of translation preinitiation complex. Gene Ontology annotation, molecular function: RNA binding.
GUUACCAUGGUGCUCCGUCGUAAUUACUGUCGUAAAAAGCCGUAAACUGUAUAUGCCCCACACUGCAAAACAAGUGUGGAACUGCUUCGGCAAACUUGAUUAAUGAAUUGUGUUUAGUAAUUAUCGUAUCUGUUGUUCCCAACUUUUAUUCGAGACGCUUUUGACAAACGAGAGAAAGACGACAACCACAACGAGCGAAGAUGUUCAAAAAAUUUGAUGAGAAGGAAAACGUGUCCAACUGUAUCCAGCUGAAAACAUCAGUGAUCAAAGGCAUCAAAAAUCAGCUGUUGGAACAGUUUCCUGACAUCGAGCCAUGGCUUAACCAGAUAAUGCCCAAAAAGGACCCUGUCAAAAUUGUGAGAUGUCAUGAACACAUAGAAAUCCUGACAGUGAAUGGAGAACUGCUUUUCUUCAGACAGAGAGAAGGACCUUUCUACCCGACCCUUAGACUGCUACAUAAAUAUCCUUUCAUCCUCCCACACCAGCAAGUUGACAAAGGAGCCAUUAAAUUUGUCUUGAGUGGAGCAAACAUCAUGUGCCCAGGGUUGACUUCACCAGGUGCCAAACUCUAUCCUGCUGGUCCUGAUACAGUAGUUGCCAUAAUGGCAGAGGGGAAACAACAUGCACUUUGUGUUGGUGUGAUGAAGAUGUCUGCGGAUAACAUAGAAAAAGUCAACAAGGGAAUCGGGAUUGAGAAUGUUCACUAUCUGAAUGAUGGGUUGUGGCACAUGAAGACAUAUAAAUGAUGACGUUGAUGUUUACAUCAUCCAAUCCAAAUCACCUGUCAUGAUACUCUGAGCUUUCAACACUGAGGCAUGAACUGUUGUGUUCACACCUGCGGACCUAGAUGUGUAACCUUCUGGAGGCGAUAAAUGAACCACCAGGAUUAAAUAAAAUUGGGCUUUAAAUUAGAA